Aedes aegypti (yellow fever mosquito) is the source of this 1943-nucleotide messenger RNA. It is a transcript of the gene PGAP3, whose product is annotated as post-GPI attachment to proteins factor 3. Gene Ontology annotation, biological process: GPI anchor biosynthetic process. The record is from RefSeq and is a predicted model, not a curated record. Bases 418 to 1407 code for a protein of 329 amino acids. Lineage: Eukaryota; Metazoa; Arthropoda; Insecta; Diptera; Culicidae. Gene Ontology annotation, molecular function: hydrolase activity, acting on ester bonds. Gene Ontology annotation, cellular component: endoplasmic reticulum membrane. The transcript has 4 exons.
CAAGUUUGUUUUGCUCUCUCGGUUUCAUUCAUAUACCGAGGCGGGUGCCAAAUCGCCACUCGCGAUCCAAGACGACGAAAACGGAACAGAUCGCAAGUUCAGUCUGCAGUCAGUCAUCUUUAGAUCUGCUUCCGUGUUGUGCCCGACUUGGGUGCUUGUUUUUGACGAAGAUAUUACCAGAAGUAAUCAUCAGAUUGUGCAUCCUUUCAGUGCCGGUAGUGUGGGUGGUAAAUCGCAACAAUGUCUACAUGAAAGUUCCAAAUCAAGAGUAGCAGCUUUGCGGUGCAAGCAGCUCAUAUAACAUUCCACCACAACCGGAAGUUGAUUAUUUUCUAAUUUUGAAAAUAUUGAUCCUGAAUUUUAAGUGAGUGUUGGCGCCGCCGAGGUCAACUCGGCAUCUGUUUGUAGGUCGACACUAUGAUAAGUUUACGCUCGGUUUUGGUGGUCGCCGUUUUGCUGUCGUUCCUCAUAAGGCUGAUUGCUGCUUCCGCUGGAGAUCAAAGCCAGUUCUUCCAGAAUUGUUUGAGGAAAUGCGUGCUGGAAAACUGCACCAAAUCUGGAUUGGCAUUCAAACGGCAAGGCAGCCAAAAUGCAAUCAAUAAACUUCUGCUGUGGACUUGCUACGACGAGUGCGGCUACGAUUGCAUGUGGAAGACAACGAGUGCGUUCCUGAAAAGAAAUUGGACGACUCCGCAGUUCUACGGAAAAUGGCCUUUCGUGCGGUUGCUCGGUCUGCAGGAACCGGCAUCGGUAUUCUUCUCGAUGACCAACUUCGGAACGCACUAUUCAAUGCUGAAGAAAUUUCGACGGGAAGUCCGUCCCGAUAGUCCGAUGUAUACGCUGUGGCAUGUGUUUUCGUACAUUUGUCUGAACGCGUGGAUCUGGUCAACGGUUUUCCAUUCCCGGGAUUUUCCAAUCACCGAACUGUUUGACUAUGCAUUUGCGUACUCGAUGGUUUUAGCGUCUUUUUACUGUAUGGUGAUGCGAAUGAUACACCGCAGGUCCCGAUAUUUGAAGGCUGUGUUUAGUUUAAUAUGUGUAGUAUUCUUCAUCAACCAUUUUUCUUACUUGAGUGUUGGACGGUUCGACUAUGCAUACAAUAUGAAGGCCAAUAUUGUAACUGGGAUGACUGGCGCUGCUGGCUGGAUACUUUGGUGCAUGACUCAGCGCCGAAAGCGACGCUACGUAUGGAAAUGCUUCCUUUUUAUUGUACUCGCCACAUCCUCGUUGCUGCUCGAGGUUAACGACUUCCCACCGAUAUUCUGGACACUCGAUGCCCACGCCAUCUGGCACCUUGUCACGGCACCGCUAACAGUACUGUUCUACAGUUUCAUCAUCGAUGAUUGCAGAAGCCUGCGCCACGAGCUGUACGGCAGUGCGGAUGAUGACACUCGGAAAUUGCUGUGAGACUGAAAUUUCCGGAAGACGGACCCAUAUGCAUCCUAUUUUAAACGAUAAACUGUUCAAAAUAUUCAAGUUAAUUUUGUAGUAGUUACUCGUCUGCCACCGAAAGAUCGAGAUUCGAUCAAGAACAGGACAAUAACUGGAGAGAAUUUCAGUCCAUGGUGUUAGAGGAGGACGACGUUUUCCAGAAGUAGAACAUUAUUCAGGAGAGUGUUUUGUGCAUCGUACUAGUUAUAAUUCUGUAGAUAUUUAGUAGAACAUACAUCUACUAUUUGAAAGCCAAUCCAUUCUGGUCAGACCCUUCCGAUGUAUUUAGGCAAGGGUUAUAUAAUAUAUUAUAAACAAUAUUUAUAACUAUUUAAAGCCAUUCUUGAUGUUUAAUAUAGAUAGGCGUGUAUUAUAAAAAGCAUAGAAUAGAUAGUGACUUUUGGAUGUUGUACGAUGUGUAGCAGGUUUAUGAAAUAGCAAAUAAGUUUUACCAUUCCUCUUGAAAAAGAAAUUAAUAAAAUCGUGUUGAUGAUAAUUAAAAAUAAAUCAAA